UAGAAGCAGCUCUCCACAGAGAUGAUGUGGAGUUUAUCAGUGACCUGAUUGCCUGCCUGCUUCAGGGCUGCUAUCAGCGAAGGGAUAUCACGCCUCAGACGUUCCACAGCUAUCUGGAAGACAUCAUCAACUACCGCUGGGAGUUGGAGGAAGGGAAGCCCAACCCUCUGAGAGAAGCCAGUUUCCAGGACCUGCCCCUGCGCACCCGGGUGGAGAUCCUGCACCGCCUCUGUGACUACCGGCUGGAUGCAGAUGAUGUCUUCGACCUUCUCAAGGGUCUGGAUGCAGAUAGUCUCCGUGUGGAACCUCUGGGUGAAGACAAUUCCGGAGCCCUCUACUGGUAUUUCUAUGGAACUCGAAUGUACAAAGAGGACCCUGUACAAGGAAAGUCCAAUGGAGAACUCUCCUUGAGCAGGGAAAGUGAAGGACAAAAAAAUGUCUCCGGUGUCCCUGGAAAAACAGGAAAAAGAAGAGGAAGACCCCCAAAACGGAAGAAACUACAGGAGGAGGUUGUAGCAAGUGAGAAGCAGGAAGAAAGCUCCUUGGCAUCAGAGCCACAGAAAAGAAAUGGGUCCCAAGGGCCAGGCCAAGGCACUUGGUGGCUCCUUUGCCAAACUGAAGAAGAGUGGCGACAGGUCACUGAGAGUUUUCGAGAGAGAACAUCACUUCGAGAAAGGCAGCUCUAUAAGCUACUCAGUGAGGACUUCCUACCUGAGAUCUGCAACAUGAUUGCCCAGAAGGGAAAACGUCCACACCGUUCAAAAGCAGAGUUGCAACCUAGGUGGAUGUCUGACCACUUGUCCGUCAAAUCCAUCAAACAAGAGGAGACUCCUGUGCUCACCAAGGUAGAAAAACAGAAGCGCAAGGAAGAGGAGGAAGAACGGCAGAUUCUUCUUGCUGUGCAGAAGAAGGAACAGGAACAGAUGCUCAAGGAGGAGAGGAAACGGGAGUUGGAGGAAAAAGUCAAGGCAGUAGAAGAUCGUGCCAAGAGGAGAAAGCUCAGGGAAGAACGGGCGUGGUUACUGGCCCAAGGCAAGGAGCUGCCCCCAGAGCUCUCCCACCUGGACCCCAGCUCUCCCACUCGGGAAGGCAAGAAGACAAAGGACCUCUUUGAGUUGGAUGAUGAUUUUACUGCCAUGUAUAAAGUUCUGGAUGUGGUAAAGGCUCAUAAGGAUUCCUGGCCCUUUUUGGAACCUGUGGAUGAAUCUUACGCUCCUAAUUAUUAUCAGAUUAUUAAGAUCCCCAUGGAUAUUUCAAGCAUGGAGAAAAAGUUGAAUGGAGGUUUAUACUGUACCAAGGAGGAAUUUGUAAAUGACAUGAAGACUAUGUUCAGGAAUUGUCGAAAAUAUAAUGGGGAAAGUAGUGAGUAUACCAAGAUGUCUGAUAAUUUAGAGAGGUGUUUCCAUCGAGCAAUGAUGAAACACUUUCCUGGCGAAGAUGGGGAUACAGAUGAAGAAUUUUGGAUCCGAGAGGAUGAAAAGCGGGAGAAAAGACGAAGUAGGGCUGGGCGAAGUAGUGGGAGCCAUGUGUGGACUCGCUCUAGGGACUCCGACGGGCCGAGCAGGAAACAGCAGCCAGUAGAAAAUGGAGGAAAAUCAUUGCCCCCUGCACGCCAAGCUUCCUCCUGUCGGGAUGAUCAGAGCAGCAGUUCUGCACAGCCCUCUCGGGAUGUGGGCACCUCCAAUGGCCGAGGCUUUUCCCACCCCCUGCAUUGUGGUGGGAUGCCCAGCCAGGCCCCCCUUUUAAACCAGAUGAGGCCAACGGUACCUGGAACAUUUGGUCCUCUUCAAGGAUCAGAUCCCACCCACUUGUAUGGUUCAUCUCAAGUCCCAGAAGCACACCCAGGAGAGCCCAUGCAGCACCAGCCCCUCUCCAUGCAGCCUGCAGUUGGAAUUGGCAGCCACGGAGGACCUCAGCUAGGUACUCCCGAAGAAAAGCUGAUGUGUGGGGGACUGACGCACCUUUCUAACAUGAGAUCCCACCCUGCUUCCCUGCAGCUUGGGCAGAUGAGUGGUUCCAGUCAUGAUGGAAACAUGUAUGCUCCAGCUCCAUUUCAGCCAGGGUUUAUUCCUCCCAGACAUGGUGGGGCUCCAGCUCGACCCCCAGACUUUGCUGAGAGCCCAGAAGCUCAUCCAAGCCACAUGUACCAGUCAUACAAAUACCUGAAUCGAGGACACUGUGUUGUCUGGAAUGGGAACCAUGGUGUUACCAACCCAGGACCCUUGGGGCCAGAUGAGAAGCACCCCCUGGGACCAGGACCCUCUCACCAGCCUCGAAACCUUGGUCACAUGAUGGAUUCCCGAGUGAUGAGACCACCUAUCCCUUCAAACCAGUGGCCUAAACAAUCAAGCUUUCUACCUCAUGGAGUUCCUUCUUCAGGAUAUAUACGACCACCCUGUAAGUCUUCUGGACAUCGGUUGCAGCCACCUCCAACCCCAGCAGCAAGUUCUCUAUUUGGAGGACCCUCCCCCACCCUACGGGGGGUACAUGGAGGGGACUCCAUGAUGGACAGUCCUGAGAUGAUCGCCAUGCAGCAGCUGUCCUCCCGCGUCUGCCCACCAGGUGUGCCUCACCACCCCUGCCAGCCCACUGCCCCCCAGUUCCCUGGCCCUUUUCCACCGGUGGCUCACUCAGCAUCAGUAAGUGUGUCAGUCCCCAAACCUGCUUCAGACAACCCUGAGAGGACAUGGGGUACCAAUGAGACACAAGUGCCUGAGAAUGACCAAGCAGAGCCCUUGCCUGGGCUUGAAGAGAAACUACCCAGCAUUGGUGCUUUAGAGGGGGUAUACCUCAAACAACUACCUCACCCCACGGCUCCCCUGCAGUCUGACUGCCCCAGACAGAGCUCCCCAGAAGAAAGAGAAACAGAGGGCCCAGAACUCAAAAGCAAUGCCUCAGAAUCUUCAGACCACUGUAAAACAUCACAGGGCAAGACCACUUGGCCCUCAGGCAGCAGCUGCCCCAGCCCAGCUUCCCAAGGCUGUAUGAGGGACCUCUCCACGACAGCAGGCAGAGAGGCUCUCCCUGAAAAUGGAGUCAUUGGUGAAGCAUCCCCCUGUGGGUCAGAGGGGAAGGGCCUUGGUGGCAGUGGCUCAGAAAAGCCACCCUGCCCCAGAGGCAACAUACUGCAGGAGACCAUUCCGUGUACAGGACAGAAUGCAGCUACACCCCCGUGUGCAGACCCCAGCUUGAUGGCAGGCACUGUAAGCCAAUUUUCCCCCUUGUACAUGCCUGGCCUGGAGUACUCUAAUUCAGCUGCACAUUACCACAUCAGUCCAGGCCUGCAAGGGUUGGGCCCUGUGAUGGGAGGAAAGUCAGCCAUGUCACAUCCUCAGCAUUUCCCCCCUAGGAGCUUUCAGUCUACCAGUCCGCAUCCUGGAGUCUUUCCCCGGUACCGGCCUCCCCAAGGAAUGAGGUACUCCUACCAACCACCCCCUCAGCCUUCUUAUCCUCACUACCAGCGAACUCCUUACUACACAUGUCCACAGGGCUUUGCUGACUGGCAGCGACCUCUCCAUCCCCAGGGAAGUGCAGGUGGGUCCCCAGCAGGUCACCCUCCUCCCCAGCGGUCCCUCUUCUCAGAUAGGAAUGCCGUGGCGGAUCUGCAAGGCUGUGAGACUCUGAGCACCUGCUUAACCUCCCCACCUCGAACGCAUGAAGUGGCUGCUAAAGUAGUCCCAACAGAUGGGCAGAAUCCCGGUCCAGAGGGAGAAAAGCUGGACGAAUCUGUGGAGAGGCCGGAGAGUCCCAAAGAAUUUUUAGACCUGGACAACCAUAAUGCAGCUACAAAGCGACAGAGUUCAUUGUCAGCCAGCGAAUAUCUUUAUGGAACGCCUCCACCGCCUCUGAGUUCAGGGAUGAGUUUUGGUUCGCCGGCUUUCCCUCCCCAUGGUGUAAUGCUACAAACGGGGCCUCCUUAUACACCUCAGCGACCUGCCAGUCAUUUUCAGCCCCGGGCAUACUCCUCCCCAGUGCCUGCCCACCCACCUCACUGCCCAGUGGCCACCCAAGCCAAUGGCCUUUCUCAGGAGGGGCCCCUCUAUCGCUGCCAGGAAGAGGGCCUUGGGCACUUUCAAGCUGUAAUGAUGGAGCAGAUUGGCACUGGAAGCGGAAUAAGGGGGCCUUUCCAGGAAAUGUACAGACCAUCAGGGAUGCACAUGCAUCCGAUCCAGUCUUUGCCCUCGUUCCCAAAGACCCCAGCACCAGCAGCAUCACCAGAACAGCUACCACCACAUAAACCCCCAACACUUCCUCUGGAUCAGGUGGCAGCACCACUGAGCUAAAUCCCUGGGCCCCUGUUUAUCUUCUAAGACAAAAGAUAGCUAGUUCAAGGAGGAAAUAAUAGCCCCCAAGGGAAUGGAAAGCUGCAUAUGAAGAAGACAGCACGUGGAGGAUUGGGGUGACCUUGCUCAACUCCAUUCCUAUCACCCGGCUCCACCACUUCACAUGAAUCACUCCAUGCCACCGGGAGCUGUUGCCACUACCCGGCCUUUGAAGCACACUCCACAGAUGACAGACUUGGAGCUGUCCCGGGCCAGCGGGCCGCCUGCAUGGCUGACAAGUUUGGGAAGAACAAGUGGGCCUGUAGUCCAUGCUGACUUCUCCAAAUCCAGGGACUUGUUCAGGGAAAUCACUUUGUACUUGGGAGGGAGCCUAGUAGGAGUGGAGUGGUGCUUUUAACCUUUCAUGAGCAGCUAAUCUCAGGUAUAUCUUUGGGGAAGGGACUACUUGUAGUAUUAAUGUUUUUGGAGCUGGGUCCAGUUUACAGAAUUUUCAUGUUGCCUUUUAAAAUAAUUUUUGUUGGUGGUGAAUGUAU
Molecule: messenger RNA, 4816 nt
Organism: Fukomys damarensis (Damara mole-rat)
Lineage: Eukaryota; Metazoa; Chordata; Mammalia; Rodentia; Bathyergidae
Product: cat eye syndrome critical region protein 2
Exons: 19
Coding region: 360-4283 (1307 amino acids)
Biological process (GO): chromatin remodeling
Cellular component (GO): CERF complex
Molecular function (GO): protein binding
Source: RefSeq, a predicted model, not a curated record